Molecule: messenger RNA, 2358 nt
Organism: Cavia porcellus (domestic guinea pig)
Lineage: Eukaryota; Metazoa; Chordata; Mammalia; Rodentia; Caviidae
Gene: Dynll2
Product: dynein light chain LC8-type 2
Exons: 3
Coding region: 199-468 (89 amino acids)
Biological process (GO): microtubule-based process
Cellular component (GO): cytoplasmic dynein complex
Molecular function (GO): dynein intermediate chain binding
Source: RefSeq, a predicted model, not a curated record
CGCAGGCGGCCGGGGAAGCUCGGAGAGCGGACGGCGGUGCGAGCGCUCGGCCCCGGGCUGCGGGAGCCGGACACCGCGGCGGCGGCGGCUGCUGCUGCUGUAGGAGCAGCCCAGGGGACACCGCCCCUGCCGGUGCUCUGCCUCAGCCCAUCGCUGCUCCCCCGGGGCCGUGCGGACUCUGCUCCGUGAAGUGUCACGAUGUCUGACCGAAAGGCAGUGAUCAAGAACGCAGACAUGUCUGAGGACAUGCAACAGGAUGCUGUUGACUGCGCCACACAGGCUAUGGAAAAGUACAACAUAGAGAAGGACAUUGCUGCUUAUAUCAAGAAGGAAUUUGACAAGAAAUAUAAUCCUACCUGGCAUUGUAUCGUGGGCCGAAAUUUUGGCAGCUACGUCACACACGAGACAAAGCACUUCAUCUAUUUUUACUUGGGUCAAGUUGCAAUCCUCCUCUUCAAGUCAGGCUAGGUGGCUGUAGUAAAGGUGUCAGUGGUGGCAGCAGCGAUGGCAAGCAGGCGGCGUUGCUGGGACUGUUUUGCACUGGGGCCAGCAUCAGAAUGUCCUCUCCAAUGGCUGUGCUACUGCAUGGACUGUAUACUCGAUUUCAUGUGUAUGUCGCAGUAAACAAAACCAAACUUCUUUCUGUUUAGUUGCCUGGGAAGAAGGCUGCUUUACAUUUAUUUUUCAAGACUUAAAAAACAUUUUUUGGGUUGUAUUGCACUAGGAAAUUUGGUAAACCCCCCUACUCCUUUUUCUCAUUCUCUCCCUAUACAGAAUAAGAAGCCCUCAACAAAGCCCAAAAAACUAAGAGGGCUGAGGAAAAGAAAUAGGUCUCUGGAGGUGGAACUAAAACUGUGCAGCUGCCUCUUCUGAUGGUGGAUGCUGCUUUGGGAGAAGCAGGGAGGUUCUGAGGGGACAGUGUUAGGAGUGGCAAGGAGAGAAGGAUAGAAAGGAGAGUGAGGGGAUUGAUCUAGUACCAGGGAGAAUAUUCCACUGAACUGUGAUUUUAUGGCUUGGGGCAGAGGGUGGGUUGGGGGUGGGUUCCUAAGGGGCCCUGCGAUGUGUCUGUGGUGUGUGGGAGUGUGGAGCAGACUUGUCUUGCUGUGUUUGUCAGGAUUUCUUAGUAAGGGCUGUGUCUAUGGAUUACCUUUUUGAUUCUUUUUAGCACAGAGAUGUGCUAGGAAGAUACUGGAAGUAGAAUUAGCUUGACUUUUUUUGUUUUACAUUCUUCUCUCCUGUCUGCUCCUUGCUUCGCCCUUGAUUUUCUCAUUCCUCUGAAGUUCUCUUAGAACAGCCCCUGUUGUUAGUUGGCUGGCAAGGGAAUUUCUGGUGAGUGUAAUUCCUUAGUUAGGUCUUAGCAAUCAAACCAAAUCAAUGUCUCCCUUGAUUCUCCUUUGUGUUGUAUGUGUGUGUAUGUGUGUAUGUGUGGGUUUGGGGGGAGGGGGCAAGACAGGUGGAAUCUCUAGAGGGUGUAUGGUAGUAGGAAGCACAGUGCUAAGUGGGCCUUUAUGUUAAACACAUCUGGGAGUGUCUGUUGUGGGGGUGAGGACAAGUGUCACCUUCUCCUCAGUCAUUUAGCCCAGACGCUAGUUGCCCUCUGGCUGCUCCCUGAGAAGGCUUUACAAGGCCACCCAGGACAAGAUGACCAUGCCAUUGACUGUCCUGGAGCUAGGUCCCAGUGAAGGGGGGAGUGACUUUGGACAGUUGCAGCCUCCAGUGGGAGGGAAGGAUGGAAAUGAUAAAGAGCCAAGAGGGACUUUGGUGGAACUUUGGAGGUCAGUUUGCAGUGGUAUAGUUCAGACAACAGGAGAUGAAGUAAGAUAGUGUGAGCAAGAGGAGAUUCCAGGGAGGAUGCAGGGGAAAUCUUGUCUGAUGACAUAGGAAUGGGGUGGGGGUGGGGUGGGGUGAUCAUUGCUGAUAGAGCUGCUGAUUCUCAUGACUCAUUCAAAACUCCUGUGUAGGGUUGACACUGGGGGAGGGUGGGCUGUCCAGCUCUUUUUAUUAUUUUUUUCAGUCCAUUCUUGGAGCUAGUGGGAAGAAAGAGAACAUUUCCUCCCCAAGCCCUUAGUGUGCGCCGAGCUUUCUUUUCAGUGAUGGGGGAGGGCAGAAACUGGGGUGGUGACUGAGUUCUCUGUGUGAAACUGUUUAGCGAGUACAAGACUGUUUGAUUUUAGGUUUUAUUUUUUUUAUGAAUGUCCAAAUCUGUGUUUCUUCCUGCCCUUCCAGACUUUGUGUGGCCAUUGAAAGUGUCUGGUUUGUGUUCAUCUCCCUCAUUUCUGGAGCAGGGACUGAGCCCCUGCCAUAUCUCCUAUGCUCUGCAUCCAUGCCUCUUUUGGACAUUAAAGGUUGAUUGAUUCA